AUCAACAUGCGAUCGAUUUUAUUACCUGUAUUACACUGAUCGAGCCUAAGUUAUAUGACCUGCGUUGUGGUUGUCGUCUGCGCUGCCUGCAACGAAAAUAUGCGACGUUUGUUGUGAACUGUGCGGAAAUUUAUAACGUGGAGAAAUGAAAAGCAUCAUGAACAAUUAUUUCUUGACAACCAUUUGUUUCUUUCUUCUGGUCACAGUACAAGGUGCUGAGGCGACCGGUUUGCUGAAAACUAUAGUCGUCGGUGUUUUGGGUGCCGGUGCUACCGCCUUAGGCAUACCGACAGUCCUCGGCUUUUUGGGCUUCACUGGUGCAGGCAUCGUUGGGGGUUCCUACGCCGCAGGGAUGAUGUCUUCAGCCGCAGUAGCAGGAGGCGGAGGAGUGGCUGGGGGCAGCUUAGUGGCGGUGUGUCAGUCCAUUGGUGCCGCUGGACUCUCUUGGGCUACUACAGCUGUCAUGAGCCUCGGAGGUGGUGUCGUUGCCGCCGGUGGCAAGGCUCUUCAAAAACUGAUGCGUUAAAGUCGACAGUGCAUAGAGGAAACGUUAAUUGGGUACAGGGUUCGAGAUUUAACACCUAAAUAUGCACAUCACAAGACACCCUAAUCGUUCAUAGUGACCGCCAAACAUUAAUAUUUUCUGACUUUUAAAGGGAUUGCAGCUUAGCAAAUUCUGGUUAACGCCAUCUGCGUCUUCUUCUGGAGAACUGCAUGUAAACGAAUGGACAGCGACUAAAUCUCUACAUGGUCAGCGUUCGCGAAACAGACCGAAGUUCUCCUCA
Messenger RNA from Strongylocentrotus purpuratus (purple sea urchin), 785 nucleotides. Its product is annotated as interferon alpha-inducible protein 27-like protein 2A. The transcript is spliced from 3 exons. Gene Ontology annotation, biological process: apoptotic signaling pathway. NCBI's taxonomy places the organism in Eukaryota, Metazoa, Echinodermata, Echinoidea, Camarodonta, Strongylocentrotidae. Gene Ontology annotation, cellular component: mitochondrion; membrane. The coding region runs from base 146 to 526 and encodes 126 amino acids. The record is from RefSeq and is a predicted model, not a curated record.